AUGCUACAAUGCGAAGAACUGAAGGACGAUGAAGGUCCCUCAAAUACGCUGGAGCAGUUUACGGAAUUGGAGCAAGUACUCGAAAUGAUCGAUACUAUGAAAGACUGUGAUGCGCCAGGUUUCGAGAAAGACUAUGAGCAGUACACGGAAAUUUUAUCGAGAUAUCAAGAACAGCCACAUUUACUCGAUCCCCACUUGAAUGUUUUAUUGGAGCGUUUGUUGGCGAAAGUGCAUAACAGGGCGUUGUCAGAAGGCGAAAUGCAUGCCGCCUUCAAAUAUAUGUAUAUUAUUACUAAAGUACGCACGUACAAAGUGUUAGUUAAGUUUUUGCCACACGAAUUGACUGAUCUGGAAUUUGCUUUGGAAUUGCUGGAGCGACAAAAUCCCAAUGAAUAUAAUCAAUGGGAGACACGUUAUAUAUUGUUGCUAUGGAUGUCUAUAUUGGUUUUGAACCCGUUCCAUAUGUCACGUUUAGAUGCCUAUGCCACGACGAGUAGCGCACCAGCAACGUCUGGUAACUGCGUUGACACUACGCAAUUGUUGAAUCAUACACAUAGCAAAUCGAAAAUGGAGCGUAUUUUUGAUCUCUGUCAACUAUAUUCAGCCACAAAUGAUACUUGCAGUAAUAUUGCCGCAUAUUUGGCUGCCAAAUAUUUAGUGCGCGCUGAUAUUAAGGAUAUUUACUUGGAACGUUACUUGGAUUGGGUAAUGAGUGAACAUCAGUCGGAAACUAGCGAUGCUAAAUUUGGUGAAUUAGCCGCUAUUUCUGCUAUUUUGAAGCAUGGCAAACGUGAAGAUCUGCUGCCAUACGCAGAUAAAUUACUCAAAUGGAUUGUUGGCUUGCAAUAUAAAGAGAGUAAUGAUUUUUUGAAAUACAAGUGCUACAUAAAGAUUGUGCAGCGCAUAGGUUUGGUCUACUUGAAGCCGCGUUUAGCAGGUUGGCGCUACAAGCGUGGUACACGUUCGUUGGCAACGAAUUUGAAUAAGACCACUAAUGCAACGGCUAAUGAAAGUGCUGGUGGCAAUGAAACAGAUACCGACAAUGCAGAUGCUGAUGGCGAAGAAAUCAUAGUGCCAGAUGCCAUCGAAGAGGUAAUAGAGGAAUUGUUGCAAGCAUUGCGCAGUGGUGGCAGUGAUAUACGUUGGAGCGCAGCCAAGGGUAUUGGACGUGUCACCAAUAGGCUCUCGAAAGAGUUGGCUGAUGAAGUAAUUGGUUCCGUUAUUGACAUACUAAAUCCUCUCGAGCCGCAUGAGGCUUGGCAUGGUGCAUGCUUAGCGCUAGCUGAGUUGGCGAAGCGUGGCCUGCUGUUGCCACACCGUCUGCGCACGCUGGUGCCACUACUGAUGCAGGCUUUGUUUUACGACGAAAUGAAGGGCUACAUGUCUGUGGGUCAGCAUAUACGCGACGCUGCUUGUUACAUGUGCUGGGCAUUUGCGCGUGCCUACAAUCCAGAGGACUUUCAACCAUUCGUAGAGCAAAUAUCAUCAGGUCUGCUGACGGUAGCUGUUUUCGAUCGUGAAAUAAAUUGUCGACGCGCAGCAGCGGCCGCUUUCCAAGAGAGUGUUGGUCGUCUAGGAAAUUUCCCACAUGGCAUAGAAAUUUCAACCGCCACCGACUUCUUUUCUGUUGGCUUGCGACAAAAUUCAUAUUUGAAUGUUGGUGAUUACAUUGCGCAAUUUGAGGAGUAUCAGAAACCGUUAAUUGAUCACUUGGUUGAGCGUAAGGUGAAUCACUGGGAUACGAUGAUACGCGAAUUGACUGCAAAGGCUUUGUAUAAGCUUACUUUCCGUGCGCCAGAAUAUAUGUCGACUGUGGUGUUGGCACAGCUUUUGGGCAAAACCGAAUCCAUUGAUAUCAAUAUGCGUCACGGUACUGUGCUGGCUAUUGGUGAAGUCACAUUGGCUUUGAGUGAGAUAGAGCGUCGAGAUGAAGGCAACGCUUGCAAAAAGCUGUUGUCUAAUCAAUUGUUGACCGACUUAAAUGAGCUGAUGGCGAAAUAUGUACAUCGCGAUAUGUUCCGUGGUAUGAGCGGUGAAAUUAUGAAACAUUGUUGCACUGAUUUCAUAAGGAACUGCAGUUUGGCACGCAUUGAGGCAUCUAUCACGUGUAUCGAAUCUUGGCAAUACAUCAUCGAUAAAUGCCUGUUGAAUAAAGCUUCUGCAAUACGUGAGGGCGCCUCAGCAGCUUUUGCAGAACUUUGUCGUUCAUACUAUAAGGGUGAUGAGCGCGCUGCAGUAAAUGCCGAUAUUAUAAGAAGCUAUCUAAAGGGCGCCACAAACAUUAUGGAGGAGCACACACGCAUGGGUUAUAUAAGUGCUUUAGGUGCAUUGCCCGAUUUUAUGAUCAAAGCGAAUCUAGAUGAUGUGCUAGAAAGUCUGAUUAGGCAUUCGCUUACACCGACACAAGCUGUUAUAACAACUGGUGAAGCGAUGAAUCAGCAUGAGAACCUGGCAACGGGCACAUGGAGCGAAGCAAGACGUGAUAGUGUUAAAGCGCUCAGCAAUGUGGUGCACACAUUGGGCUUUAGUAGAGAGAGCAAAAUCUCAUUUGGCAAUCCAAAGUACUUCAACAAAGUUGUAGACUGCUUUAUAAAAGCCAUGGAUGAAUACACAUUAGAUAAUCGUGGUGAUAUUGGCGCAUGGGUGCGCGAAGCAGCAAUGAAUGCCAUCCAACAACUUGUCACCACCUGUCCGAAGGACCUAUUACAGCCAGAGCAAGUACAUAAAAUUAUGCUGGGCUUUAUGCAGCAGGCUGUUGAGAAAAUAGACCGCACACGCGGUCUAGCCGGUCGUCUCUUCUGUCAAAUAAUCACUACUACACCGCCUAUACCGCAUAUACGACACCAUGAACGCCUGCUGGAGAUAUUCCCCGCUGAUGUUAACAGCGUUUUGUGGCUGUUUGCCGACCAGACAUUCCCGCUAUUCUGUUCCUUGCUCGAAUUGCCCGAUUACUCACAGCGAGUAUUGCUCGGGUUGAGCGCAAGCAUUGGACAGUUGACUGAGUCAUUGAUAAAAUACUCGUCGGCAGCAUUCUUCGAAUUCUUACGCACGCAUCCUGCAGAAGUGCCACGUUUAUGUAAAGAGAUAGUUGCAAAUUUCCAAGAGAAUGUCAUGAAUGAACGUGUGACAUAUCCGAUGUUGAAUUUCUUGGAUAUAUUGAUAAGUUCAGGCACCAUAAACGUGGUAUUAUUGGAUGAGUCGAACUCUUUUGGUGAUGACAUUUACCGCCUGCUGAAUCUUGAGAUUAAAGGACACAAAAAACUCUACAAACUAGUAUCGAGCAUAAGUGUCUAUUGUCAGCUGGUGCAAGUACCACAUCUUUGUAAACGCAUACUCUCCAAAAUGGCAAUAUUCCUCGGUCUUACCCAUGUACAUGUGCGCAAAACGAGCGCCACUAAAUUGUAUGAAGCGCUAGCUUUGCAUGGUGACAGUUGUGACAUUCCGGAAGAGAAUAUGGAUGAGAUUUUGAAUAUAUUGUCUGAAACAGAUUGGGGAUCGCCGCUAAUUACGGUGCGUCCCGUACGCAAUCAAUUAUGCGAACUAAUGGGUAUUAAACCGCCAGUUAGUGGUGUGGCGGGCACAAGUUUUGAAACGGCCGGUGUUGCAGGUGCGGCUGCGGGUGUGAGUGCGGCGGUGCGCAUUAGAAAUUAAAUUUUAUAAAACAAAUAUGCACAUUAAUAGCACGUUGCAUAUUUGUCAUGGCGGCUGGGGUAUUAACACACCUUGCGUUAAAUAUUUCAAUAUUUUAUAUUAUUUUAGCAUAACUACAUAAAAUUGUAAUUGAAAACCGCAAUUAUUGCUUAUUAUUGAUUAUAAUGCGUCGCCUUCGAAACAAUAAAUGUUGCCGCAAAUAUUCCUAACACAAA
Messenger RNA from Zeugodacus cucurbitae (melon fly), 3866 nucleotides. RefSeq names its product tubulin-specific chaperone D (gene TBCD). Gene Ontology annotation, cellular component: lateral plasma membrane. The transcript is spliced from 7 exons. The record is from RefSeq and is a predicted model, not a curated record. Bases 1 to 3651 code for a protein of 1216 amino acids. Gene Ontology annotation, biological process: tubulin complex assembly; microtubule cytoskeleton organization; post-chaperonin tubulin folding pathway. NCBI's taxonomy places the organism in Eukaryota, Metazoa, Arthropoda, Insecta, Diptera, Tephritidae. Gene Ontology annotation, molecular function: beta-tubulin binding; GTPase activator activity.